UACGGGAUGAAAUUAUUAUUCUAUCUGUUAGUAUUUACACCGACAAUGGCUUUUAAAUGUUAUCAGUGCAAUAGUGGAAUAAACGAGAAAGGCUGGGAACCAUGUGUGGAUAAAGAAAUAAAAUGUCCCGAAGGUACAGAAAGUUGCUCGGUGAUGAUGUAUGUAUCAGCAAAAGAUCAAGAAAUUUAUAUGAGAAAGUUUUGCACCAGUCCAGGUACACCUAUGGUACGCUACCUUCGAAUAAUGCCUCGAGGUGGUAAAUGUCAAAGUAUUUUUAUGGUAUCUUUUAAUCUUAUUUACUUGAAUAUUUUUAUGGUUGUUAUACGACGUCGAGAAGCAUUACCACCAGCACCACCUUCAUAUUAUGUGAGGGGAUUAUUCUGA
This is a messenger RNA of Thelazia callipaeda (thelaziosis nematode), 384 nucleotides long. The record is from the annotation of a GenBank genome assembly. NCBI's taxonomy places the organism in Eukaryota, Metazoa, Nematoda, Chromadorea, Rhabditida, Thelaziidae.